Molecule: messenger RNA, 4245 nt
Organism: Babesia ovata
Lineage: Eukaryota; Apicomplexa; Aconoidasida; Piroplasmida; Babesiidae
Exons: 2
Coding region: 1-4245 (1414 amino acids)
Source: RefSeq, a predicted model, not a curated record
AUGGCUUGUAGAGUAAUAGCAUCUUGCGGAGGUGAGGGGUGUUGUAAUGAAGCUGUGAAAUUCCGUGAUGAUCAUCUUAAAAAUCUUCAAAAUAAAUUUAAUGAAGUUGAUAAAAUUGAAACAAAAAUUGAUGGCCUUAAAAAUGAAAUUGCUGAAAAAAGGAAGGCGUCCGAAGGGACGCCGUCCGGCAGUGGUCCUGAGAUUGAGAAGCUUGAAAGGGAAAUUCAGCAAAAAAAUCAGGAACUUCAACAGAAAAAUGAGGAGCUUAAAAGGCAAAUUGAUAGCCUUAAAAAUGCUUUAGAUGAGCCUGAAAAGGAAAUUGAUGAAUACAUUAAGAAGCUUACUGCCAGCGUAAAACAGUGUGAAGAGGACAUUAAGCAGUAUAAAAAGGAUGAAAAGCAGAAAAAUAAUUUAAAGGAUGAUAAAAAUAUCUCCAUUCCCUACAGUCUUUCUCAUCCUCUUGAAACUGAGCAGGCUAAAUUGAAGUCUCAUGAGGCUUCGUUGGAGUCUCUUCAAAGUCUUGAUAAGCUUAUUGAAUUUCAUGAGGAAGUUAAAUCAUCACAAAAUAAAAAUGGAAAUUGUGCAGAAAUUCUUAAAAACCUUUGCACAGGCCUCGAAAAAUUUCUCGGCCACAGUAACGGUAGUUACACCGGAGAAGGAAUUGUGUACUCGGACCUUGACAGGCUGUGCGACGGGGUGAUGUCUUUCCUUCAUGGUGUUCUUGAGAGUGUGAAGGAUGAUGAUAACGUUAUUAAAUAUGAUGUUAAAGACACUGAAAACAUUAAUAAAGUUAUUAGUGAUUUACAUGAUAAUGUAGGUAAAGGCCGUCAGGCCUUCCCGGCCGCCGUGUCUGAGGUAAGUGAGUGGUUGAAAAAACAUGGUGAGCAGGUGGACGAAAAAAUCAAGAAUGUGACUGCGGAAUUAGGUAAGUUGAUUGAUAAAUUAUCAUCUGAUGCAGGUGGACAAUACUAUCAUCAUAUUGCAAGUCAGCAAGAGCGGCCGCUUAAAGACCAACUGUACGAGUGGACCAAGACGCUGGGAGACAUUACAGGAGACCUUCACAAACUUGAAACUAAUAAUAUUAGUGAAUUAGACACAUCACUUAGAACACAGAUAGCGCACAAAGUAGAGCCGAUACAGAAGUCGGUUGAGGUGCUGAUUCGGUCUGCGGGAAAUCCUGAGUUGCUGACCCAGGUGCAGGCUGUUGAUGACGAAUUAUUAAAACAAGAGGAGUAUAUCCAAUCGGAGAUUGCUGAAGAAGCGAGAAGGGUUGAGGAGCAGUUGACGGAAGAAUUCGAGAAAAUAUGGAAGGGUAUUAGAAACGUGAGUAUAACUAAAGAUGGUCACCUGGAGAGGGUUAAAGAAACGAUUAAGGAUGCAAAAGAGCUUCUUGAGGGUUGGUUAGGGAAUGGUGACGGGACUUACCGAAAUGUAAUUUUAGGGAAGUUCGAAGACAUUAAGCAGGAAAUUACUACCAUUUAUGAACAAUUAUACACUACCAAAGUGACACUUACUGAUUUAGUUACAAAGGCUCAGGAGAGCUUUGCGAACUUGAAACAAGGUGUUCAGGACACUAACAGUGAGAGCAUAGACAAAAAUUGGAAGGAGCUUGAAAAGAGGGUCAAGAGACUUGUUAAGGACAUUAAAGGUGAAGGAUCAAUAUGGACUAGCUCCGGCGUAAAUAAGAUUGUUUCAGGAAUGAAGGAGUAUGCGGAUGUUUUCAAACAGGAGCAGACGUUUAAGGAAAACGUUUUGUAUGUGUGGUUGGACGAUAUCCUGAAUGAUAAUACUGUUGUUAAUGGUAGGCUUCAGAGGUAUAUUAAGGGUAAGAGUACUGAGCUGACUGGCAACUUUGAAAUUGAUCCGUCAUUGCGUAAUGCAAUUAAGAAGUGCAUUACUGGAGCACUAGAAACAGCCAAAAUCAUUAAUCCAGGCUGUGAAGCUGCCACGAAACAUAUCGAGAAAAACGGCACUGUUCAAGGAUAUAUCGACGCUGUAAGAAACGGUCUGGAAUCAUUUGCCAAGGAGCUUGGAGAGAAGAUGAAAGAAAAAAAGCAUAUUGAUGCUGAAAAGGUAGCCACGGCGAUUGAGAAAGAAGAUGGAAUAGACAGAUUAGACAAGGAUAAGGCUCAUAAACACUAUCUCGAGUUCGCGAUUCGAGCCACCCUCCCCGCUCUCCACUUCGCCGCUAAGCAAACAUGGAAAACUCUCGGAUCGUUCUCUAGAGCGUCAAUGAUUGGCCUUUACCUGGAGCCGGCUAUAAAGAAGGUGGAGAACAUAAAAGAGCAAUUUGAAGACAACCAAAAGAGUCCAGGUGAGAAAAUUGAGACAGCAUUGGCGGAAGCGAAGAGGAGAAUUUAUGAGCUUGGUGGGCUUUUGAAAAAUGAGAGCGUUGAGGGCUCGAUGGUUUAUAAUUUGGAUGAUAUUCAGAACGUUAUUCAGAAACUGGAUGAUGUUAGAAAAGAUUCAGAAGGAGGCAAGGUUCAUGAGAGGAGAAAGGAAGCGGAUGGUCUGAUUGAGGAGUUGAGAAAGCGACUCUACAAGCAAAUGGAAAAUAUCACCGAUAUAGUGGACGACGCUAAGAGAGCAUUGACAAAGUCCAUCAGCGACUUAGUAGAUGCAUACAAUAAAACCCGAAAAGAGCUGAAAGAAGCCAUAGAAGAUCUCAAAAAUAAUGUCGCCCAUAUUACCGAAGAUGCUUUCAAAACCCUCACCUCCGAGGUGAGAAAACUCUUCACAACCGAACGCAUCGCAGACCUAAAUGCCCUCAAAACUCUCGUCGAGCAACAAAAAUCUUAUAUAGAAAAAAUAAUAGAAACCGACAAAAAAACAGGCCUUAAAGGCCUUAUGCCUAAAAUUUACGGCGGAGCGUUUCCCAAGAUUGGAACUCUCACUACGAAUAACAAGCUACAAGAUUUGCAGGAAACAGCUAAUCGGACGGUUUCUGAAAGUUCACAAUAUCACAAGAAAUUCACGGAUUUUUCCGGUACUCUGCAAUGGUAUCUCGAUGAAAUCCUUCUCUACACCUCCUCCCAGUCCCACUCCCCCCAAGUCGACCGCCUCAAACAGCAACUGGACACUUUACUCACUAACCUAAAAAACUCUCACAAAGAUAAAUUGUAUCACUUCGACCACACGUUUACUUCUGACCUAGCCGCACUUAACGAUGCGCUUUCACUGCUAACCCCCAAGCAGUUCAACGGCCACCAGCACCCUGAGCUGCUCGACGCGCUCACCGCUGGAGCGAAGCGACUGGCGGACGAACUGGGCAAACAGUACGUGAACAGGUACAGCGGACUCAAGUGGAGUGGCCUCAGUGAGGGUGAUGAAGCAAGGUGUGCUAAGGUUUUACUGACAGCCUUGAGAACUAUAAGCCGCGAUGUGAAUGAGAUUUAUACAAACUGCGAAGAUCCUUCCAAAUAUUCUUGGAAGAACAAAACGCUCUGUGAGACAAAUGGCGACAAGGAAAAUCCCCUCGGCCAAUUCCUACAGCGUUGCGGAUUUCUGGUCGCCAAAAAAGAAGACUCCAAGGAAGGUGACUCCCAAUGUAAGACGAGCAUGACGGGUGAGAAGAUUCUCCGAGAGCUUCUUAAGGCAGUAAUCCCAGACGCCGCCAUGAAUAAACACCUUCAAACUUGUAAGCCAAAUAGAACCAACGAAAACUUCAACGUCAUGAACCUCCUAACGUGUCUUUACCGUCACCUUACAGAAUACAAUAAAGUAUGUCACUUGACUAUUCACCCUGCGCCUAAAUCACCGUGUAGUAUUUUUGAUAUGCUUAUAUGGCUUAGUGGCGUCAGAUUUAACCGUGCAUAUGGCAGACUGCUUGAUGCUAUUAAGACGAAAUUUGAUAAGCCCAAUGGGCUUAAUGAUGAACCGUAUGACAAAAUCCCCGUAACCCAAUUGUCGAUUGAUGCGUAUCCAUCUGCCUUUUCAUACAUGAAUUUAGUUACUCUUCUAAAAGAUGUCACAUACAUAUCCCAUGACCUGCUCAACACCAUUGUUGGUUAUGGUGAUGCCCAAACCACGUAUGCCAGUGACUAUUGUAGUAACGUUCUGCAAAUGAAAUAUCCUGAGAAUGGCGACGAUUGUCUCGACAUGCUUCUCGACAUCCUCCGCAGAGUGUUCCCUGUGCUACAAUUUUACAUACCCAAUGCACGAUCGGCGCUAGGUACAAUGGCUGGGAACAAUGCCAGUACGGCAAAGGUGUACCGUCACCCAAUUGGCAAUGCGAAAAGCAUAUAA